CAUGCUGUUCCGUAUGCCACAGAAAAGUAUUGUAAAAUGCCUGUGUUUUAAUUCAGUGGAUAGGUUACUGAAUCCUGCCAACAGAGUACACAUGUCUUUGGAAGAGCAGCUGAAAGAAUUGUUAGAAAAACUUGAUCUCACUUGUGCAAUGAAAUCCAGUGGGUCUCGGAGCAAACGAGCAAAGCUUCUAAAAAAGGAAAUUAACUUGGUUCGCAGCAAGAUAAGCCAGCAGCAUCAUCAGCCCCCUCAAAUUGAAUCAGGUUUUGGAAGUUUUGAAGAAGAAAAUGCAGUAUUGGAACACGAAAGUGAAGAAGAAGGAGAUAAAUCUCCCCCUAAACUUGAACCAUCAGAUGCAUUACCUCUUCCUUCAAACUCGGAGACUAAUUCAGAGCCACCAACCCUCAAACCAGUAGAACUCAAUCCAGAGCAGAAUAAAUUUUACAAAAGAGUAAAAUUUGACAAUGAAUUGUAUAGUACUUCCAUUCAGAAAGAAAUAAACGGACACACUCCAGAACACUUACUUGACAGUAAUCUCAGUGAGUCGACUGUUUCUGCUGUAGCUGAGUCAUCAACUGAUGUAAACAGACGUACAUCAAUUCUCUUCUGCAAAUCGAAAAGUGUAAGCCCCCCAAAGUCUGCAAAGAACACUGAAACCCAGCCAACUUCUCCACAGCUAGGGACCAAAACCUUUUUGUCUGUAGUCCUUCCAAGGUUGGAGACACUACUGCAGCCCAGGAAAAGAUCAAGGAGUGCAUGUGGAGAUUCUGAGGUGGAUGAUGAGUCCCCUGUAAAGCGUCUGGAUACAGGCCUUUCAAAUGGUUUUGGAGAUGGCAAUAAAGAAUCAGAAUUAGAUGACGCUCCAGGGAGAAAAGUUGAACCUCGUCGCCGUUGUGCAUCAGAGUCUAGCAUAUCUUCAAGUAACAGUCUGUUGUGUAACUCAAGGUAAAAAUGUGUUUGCCUUAUUUCUUCAUGCUUAUGUUCUCAAAAAAACACCUUGAAUUUUCCUUUCCAUCAGCUUAAGCCUAUGGAUCACAAUGAAUUAUUUUCUAAAAUAACUUUCUUCAUUUUAGAAGUUGGACACAAUAGCAUGUGGAUUUCAACUGAUGCUUCCAAUUCUGUCCUUGAACCUCUAAAAGUUGUGUGGGCCAAAUGUAGUGGCUAUCCUUCCUAUCCAGCACUGAUAAUUGACCCUAAAAUGCCUCGUGUUGCUGGUCAUCACAAUGGUGUUACGAUACCAGUGCCACCCCUUGAUGUAUUGAAAAUUGGUGAACAAAUGCAGACCAAAUCGGAUGAAAAACUUUUUUUGGUUUUAUUUUUUGAUAAUAAAAGAAGUUGGCAGUGGCUUCCAAAAUCCAAAAUGAUUCCACUUGGGAUUGAUGAAACAAUAGAUAAAUUAAAAAUGAUGGAAGGUCGGAACUCAAGUAUUCGUAAAGCUGUAAGAGUUGCUUUUGAUCGUGCUAUGAACCAUUUAAGUAGAGUUCAUGGAGAGCCAGUCAGUGACUUCAGUGAUAUUGACUAACAUAGGUUGUCACCAAGGUACAAAACAACCUUGUAUAGAGAACUACAAAUUAACCUCUUUGUCUACAAGAAUGUAUUGAAGAUACAGCUCAGUAAUCAUUGAUCCAGUGGUUCUGGAGACUAAACUGGUUGAGCAGCUUCUCUAAAUCACCAUUGCCAUAUUGAUUUAAAGUUUUAUCAUUAUGUUGCUGUUUCAAGCAUUUCCAUUAAAAUAUAUCUUGUUCAUAGUGUUCAUAAAGUGUAUAUAUAUGUAUAGUCAGCUCUUAACUUAUUCUGAUUUUAGAUGUAGCUUUUUAAAAUUUCUUUCUUUUGGUUGGGAAAAAGAUAGAUUGUCACUUCCAUUUCUUUCCACAUUAAAAAAAAAUACAUAGGCACCACUAUCCAGCAUUAGGUGCUAAGUAACUUUUUAAGUAAAUAACAUCAGAUUGGUUUAGUAAAUCAUAUAUUAUGAUGUGGUGCUGCUUAUGUAACUUUUUUGUGAUCCAUAGUUUUUAAGAAGACCUCUGAAUGUUUGAUUUUGCAAAAAUCAUUAUUCUUUGCACAAAGUACCACAUACAUAACUGUAAAUUUACAACAACAAAUAAAUAUUUUAAAGAAGAAAUUACAUUAUUUUGGAUGGUACUUUGUGAGAAAGACAACAGAAAUAAAAUUAUGCUAUGUACAUCACUUGAAAAAUCUCUAAAAACACUCCAUUGUUACCCAAGAUACCAUUUUAGACAUUUGUUGUGUUUUACACAAAACUGGCUUAAAGCUCGUAAGUGUAUUAUUUCUCACAAACCCAUAUCUCAUCUAUCUCCCCUGGAUUUUAUGUGCCUCCCUGUGUUAUAUUUAUUGUAGAAAAUGUAUUACUUUGCUUUAUAAAGAGAAAUAAAUAAGAAAGUAUAUUGAUAUACAUUUUUAUACAGGCACAUAAGACAAUUUGCUUUGAGAGAAAAAGUUGUCUUGGAAAUGGUUGUAUAAAAUAACUUGAUGGGUUGUGUGUAAUUUGACUUUUUUUGUAACUUGUAAUCUUUGCUUCAGUGAGGGGAUUUAUGUAACUUUUAAUUUUAGAACACUUUGGUAGCAAUAGAAAAUUUGGAUACAUUUUUGUAUGGUACAUGUGAUGUAUAUAGAAUUAGUACUUUAUUUUUAUUUCAAAGAGGUAAAGCAUUACAUUUAGGGAAGGAAAAUGGUAGGGUGGGUUUCCAUUAAUAACUUUUAUAUUAAAAAAUAAAGUCAACUAUUGAUUGUUGUAGCUACUUUCUUUCUAUGUUCACUGGAAUACUGAAUUUGUAACAAUGAAAAUAGCAAGUAUGUUUUCAAUGUGUUUAUAAUGACUACAUUAUUUAUAAGUGCACUGCGUUGGACUCUUCAGUGAUAAUUUAAAGACUGUACCAAGGUAUAUAAUAUGCAACACCAAAUAAUGCAUAUGAAUGCACGAAAUAUUUAUGCCCAGCUUUUUUUUUUUUUUUUAUAAUGGGUUAGCAAAUAUGGUAAAGCCAAUACUUUUAAAAUCUUUUAAAACCGUUUCAUUGGAUAGUAUUCUUCAUUGUAAAACCUGCUUGAGUCUUUAUUUUAAAGCUACAGCCAAUUUUGAAAUAGUUUCUAAUGUUUUUAUUCUCUAUGGUUUGUAAUACCCCCUUAGAAGCUUGAAAUAAAAUUCCUUUCUCAAA
This is a messenger RNA of Python bivittatus (Burmese python), 3170 nucleotides long. The record is from RefSeq and is a predicted model, not a curated record. Lineage: Eukaryota; Metazoa; Chordata; Lepidosauria; Squamata; Pythonidae.